This is a messenger RNA of Ruditapes philippinarum (Manila clam), 2879 nucleotides long. RefSeq lists its product as uncharacterized. Bases 917 to 2380 code for a protein of 487 amino acids. Gene Ontology annotation, molecular function: zinc ion binding. Lineage: Eukaryota; Metazoa; Mollusca; Bivalvia; Venerida; Veneridae. The transcript is spliced from 8 exons. The record is from RefSeq and is a predicted model, not a curated record.
CAAUUCCUCUGUGUGAAUACAACUUUUCCGCUAGACAAGAUUGCAACGAUACUAACUUCCAGAUUAGAAUCACAAGUAUUCUUAUAAUAACACAAAUGGCAGGCACGGAUCAAGUAUUUAAUAAACAGGAGGGGAAAUGGGGUUAAAGGAGAGGAGAAAUGCAAAUUCCAUAGAGGGUUUUAGCAUAUUGCUAGUUUUCCAGGGGGUGGGGGUAUGAUUCAAAGUUAGCGUGAAUUGCCGUGAAUCGCCGUAAACAGUAUUAAUCAAAUUUUUAAUCAGAUAAAAUUAUAUAAGGUCUAUAGUUUGAGGAUACUUUAAAACAGAAAUGCUAAAAAAUCAUUGUUGUUACUUUUUUAUUGUAUUUUAAAAAUAAGAAUGGCAUGUAGGUUAUGGGAGGUUUGUCUUGUUUGAAAAAAAACAUCUUUUAAGAUGCAUCCAAAGUGAUGUAAUCAGCAGAUUGUGUUUUCCUCAAAACUAUCAUGCUGCCUAUUUUGCAUACAUUAACAGAUAAGUCGACCUACUCUUUAAACAAUUUAUACUUUAAACAACUUAAGCCUGCCGGUUGAAGCAAAUUCUACUUAUGCGACAGUCAGCUGUAGAUAUUUCAAACAUAUUCCUGGGAAUGAUAAAUGGUUAUUGCUCAGAUUAAAAGACGAACAUGUCAAGUUUUGAUAUGCCUCAGUCAUUCUGUUGAUAUCGGUUAUAAGUUAAAAAGCAACUAUAUACACAUCCUUUCCAUAUGUUUGCAAUAGAUUUCCCCUUGUGAUUACGAUGUUCACGCUUUGGUGAUAUUGUUAAAUAUACAACAGUCAACCAUCGGAUGGAGUAGUUUAUAUUUUUGGAGAUAACUCGAUAUUUACUACUAGACUGGUUUGUAAAGCGUAAAAAUAAUAUAUAGUUAAACAACACUUUAAAUAUGGAGGUACCAGGAAAAAAGGAUCUUGAUAAACAUUACGGGUUUUCUUGUAAACCUUGUGAAGCAAGAAAAAUAUGUUCUCAACCUAAUGGAUAUUGCACUGACUGUGAAGAGUAUAUGUGUACUCGUUGUUUUGAAACACACACAAUGUAUAAGCUAAAUCGUGGUCAUACUCUGGCUUAUUUUAACGAGGUACCUACAAAGCGGGUUCAAAGGGGUGAUUUAGAAAAAUGUGAUACACACUUAAAUGAGGUAGUAAAGUUUUAUUGCGUUAAACACGAGCAAGUUGGUUGUGGGGAUUGCAUGAUUCUUGAGCACAAAACUUGCAAUGUUGAGUACAUUGAGGACAAGGCUAAAGCGUUUAAAGACAGUAGCGAAUGUCAAGCCUUUAUCAAAGGACCUGCAAUGUGUCAAAAGGAAGCAAAACAACUAAUGGCAUCAAUCGAGAAUAACAAAAUUCAAGCCGAUGAUAUAAAUGAACAAUUUUUACAAGAUGUUAACGUUUUUAGAGAAGAAAUAAUUUCUCAUGUCAAUAAAAUGUCGAAGUUUUUAAUUGAGAAAAGCGACACCAUUAAGGCAACGGACAUUUUGAGAAUGGACAAUUUAGCAGUUGAAACGAAAAGUCUUAUUGGUGAAUUAAAUUGCCUAUCUGAGUUAAUUGAGCCAAAGAUGAAGGAGCCUAACCAGCUUUUUGUUUGUUCGGUGUUGCAGAAACAUAAGCUUGACCGCUUGAAGGAGCAACUAGGUGACAUCAAACAUAGAAAUAAAAUUGAGGUUUAUGAGCUAAUAAAGAAUAAUGACCUUAUGAGCUUUACAAAAGGUAUCGGACAACUUGGUUGGAUAAAGAAUAAGACGCAGGAAAAUAAAACAGAAGACAAGAUUUCCAAAGACGAACAAAUAGAAGAAACUUUUAAAUCAUCAGAUUCACUUCCACAAGCUAAGCCGAAAACACAACUUUUACAAGAAAGACAAUUGAUUUGCAGAAAUAUUACCGUGGAAGAAGAUUGUUUGACGUAUUGUGACGAUGGAAGGGGCGAUGUUGGCUUGUUUGUUGAUAAAAUUGCUCUUUACAGAGCCAGCUCCUUUGAAAUUGAGAUAGUGAGUUUGGGACAGCGUGGUACAAUUGUUGUAGGUGUAGUGCCGAAACAUUAUACAGAAAAUCAGCAGCCAGGAUGUGGGGAAUAUUCUGCAGGAUAUAAUACUAAUGACGGAUUAUUAUAUCAAGGAAGUGACGUCGGAGACAGAUUUGGCCCUAAAUGCAUUGUGGGUGACAGAAUAGGGUUCAAAUUAACGUCAUUAAGCAUCUGCAAAGUGGGAAUGUUGAGGACAUAUAUAAUUCAAUUUACAAGAAAUGGGAGAAAGAUCGGCCAUGCAGAAGUAGAGACAUAUGGAGGGGUGUAUGCUGCUGUUGGAAUGCAUUCUCCUGGAGAAAAAGUAAAAAUCCUUGAAUUGCCCGAGAAGUGAAAUGUCAACGGUUAUUGGCCACGUGCAUGACAUUUUUAAUGAAUUCAAUUAUCUGGAUAUUAGGUGUUCACAAAUGUAACUCAAAUAAUUUGUUUUAAAUUGUAUUAUAUAUCUUGCAGUAUUUAUAAACAGGAUACGAAACAAAUUUGAGCUACAAUUUCAGCCUCAUUGAUAAAGAUUAAUUACUGUUGUGAAUUUUGAAACUAGUCCUGUCCAUUUCUGACCUGGUUAAAAUGUUUUUGCUACCUUUAACACAUAUUUGUUGUGAAACAAUUGAGUCAUAAAUAGUCUAGGCCAAUGGUACAGCUCAGUUCCUUUUAGGUAUAUCAUACCUCUUUCCAAAUUUGGUAAGGUCGCGGUUUGCCAAACGAUUUGUUUUAGGUUUCAUCGACUGGAAGUGUUUUGUUAUAAGUAUGUUUCAAUGUAAAAGAAUAGAAAUACGUACAUUAAGUAAUAUCUGCUCAUGAUAAAAGGUAUGAUAAUAAAAAAGAUAAGAAAA